CAAACACAUAAUUUCGCCUCGAAGAGAGAACGCACUCAAACAACACCCAACAGCCUCCAGUGACCCACGGAUCUCCUCCUGAGUGUCUCAAGGAGUGUACGGAUGGGCCUGGGACCGCGCGGCGACGGCCGUGCGGGGCGGCGCCGCGCUGGACCGAUGAUGACAGCCAUGCUUUUUGGCUCCCUCAUCUUAGGCGCCUGGCGGCGCGGGCCGCCGAGCGCGUCGGCGGGACCCCCGAGGGCUCUGAGGGGCGACGUGUGUGGUGACGCUAGGGCUCGCGCCGCAGACGCGGUCUCGGACGUCUGCCGCACAGGUUCGCAAAGCCGCUGGGCCUCGUCUCUGCCACUCGGCCUGCGUCCGUCGACGCGCCGCGGCCACUGCGUCAUGUCUACCAUGAAGCCGCGGAACAUGAAACCGGGAGAACUGGAAGGGGCGGGCGAGUACGGCGACAAGAUCCUCAAGACCGACUUCGCGAACCUGCCGGGCAAGGACCAGAUGAAGUGCUUCGACGAGGCCUUGCGACGAGCGGUGCAGAAGAAGAUGAAGUGGCCCCACCCGCCGUCAGGGGAAGUGCUCUUCGCCGCGGUCCGGAAGCACCGCGAGCGAGCCAACGCGCCCGCGGCGAAGCCGAAGGGCCGCCGCGCGCCGGGCCCGCCGAUCCCGUCGCAGCCGCCGCGCAAGCGGCGCUCGAAGCCGCCGCCGGCCAAGCCCGCGGCGCUCGCGCAGCAGAACCUGAACACGAGCGAGUCGGCCAUCGUGGCCGUGGCGCCCCAGACGCCGCUGGUCGACGCGGCCAACUACGCCUUACGGGCGCUUGCUGGCGAAUCAGAGGACGUCGCAAAUGCAUCGCAGAUUGUUGAGGUGAAGAAGGACGGCGGUGAGUGGAAGAAAUUCACGUCGAAGUCAAAAGCGGUGCAGAAGAUCCGCGGCCUCACGACCUACGUGUUAGAUGACCUCCUCGAGGGCAAAGCCUCAGACAUGUUUGAGGCGCGCCGCCUCGUCUCCAACAAGCGGCCGAUCAGCAAACUGCAGGCGUUCACGUGGGCUGCCGACGCGCUCGGCCUGCGGCACGACAUUAGUAAGGCCACGGCCCUCGGCGACCUCGACGCGUGCGUGCUCGAGCUCGUCGAUCACGUUGUGUUGCCAGACUCCGUCAAAGUGCGGCCGCCGUCCUGGGAGGCUUUGCUGAAGUACGUCAAGUCGUUAUCCUCACGCGAUCAGCGCGUGCUCGUCGAGAAGACGCGCCGCGCCGAGAACGAGCGCGUCCUGAAGUUGCGUGAGGCUGGUUGCGACCUUGGACGCGAGGCUCAACGCGAGUUGCGCCGGGAGGAGGCCGAGGAGGGCCGGCUCCGGGACGUCGAGGCCUUGCGUGACCUGCUGCUUCUGGGCUACAACCUGCUAGACGACAAGACGACUCAGAGGGCCUUCGAGGGCGAAGUCAAAGUGUCCUACUUGCCAUCGCAUGUUGUAGAUGAUCGCCGGCCCGUGUACGUCAAGUACAAGGGCGAUCAUAGGGUCGAGCUCAAGGCGGGGCCGUGGCCCGACCGCUACGCGUGGGGCGACGGCGUCCUGGAGCUUGGGUCGGCGGGCGGGGCUGAUAAUCCGUACGGUCCGCGCGAGACGCUGGUCGCGACGAUCAGCCGCCAGGCACCUGGGGACUUUGCCUGGUUCGAUUGCGACGGCGCGUGCGGCGACCGGCGCUUGCUGCACCGCGGCCAGCGCGGCCGCGUCGCGGUUACCUUGACGCCGCGCCAGCCGGCCGGCGCCUACGUCCGCCAGCGCCCCUUCUCCUCGCUCGAGCAGAUGCAGAAGCUGGGCUUCCGGCUGGUCGAGGAGGAGGCGGCGACGACUGCCAGCGGCGAGACGAUCGAGGGCUUUGGGAGGUGCAGCUUCACGUUCCACGUCGACGAGGACGGUCCCGACCAGAUGCCGGCGCUGCGAGAGGAGUUCCUGCGCUUCCGCGGGGACCUGCUCGGCGUCACGCUCAAGGACAAGCGCCUCGCGGAGGGCGUAUACGCGUCGACCCGGCGCACCCAGAACGGCGCCACCGACGCGCCCCAGGUCGUGUCCUUCAUGUUCUCCGUCCCGUGCCGCGCGACCGGCGCGACGCCGCGGACCGAGCGCGCCCUCCAGCACCUCAAGGACCAGGGCUACCCGCUCAUGGCCACGCUCGACCACCGGUGCAUCCUCAACUCCGUCGCCUUCGAGUUCCUCGCCUACCGGGACCCGUCGGUCGGCGGCAAGUGGCACGUCGACCGGGCCAAGGACCUCCUCCUCUCGGCGCUCCAGAUGAAGUCCGUCACGAUGAAGGAGGACGCCAACCUCAAGCGCUCCAAACAACACUUCACGCGGGAGGAUGUGGCUCAGAUGGAGGAGUGCAGCGACGACUCGGUGAUCUAGAUCCGGGCGUGUGCUGUGAUCCUGUCCCCGCCCCUCGCCCCCUUGACUAACUAAGACUGGUCUACUCGCAACUACAUGGCCCACGUCAUCCGCGCC
Molecule: messenger RNA, 2496 nt
Organism: Pelagomonas calceolata
Lineage: Eukaryota; Pelagophyceae; Pelagomonadales; Pelagomonadaceae
Source: the annotation of a GenBank genome assembly